This is a messenger RNA of Cyphellophora attinorum, 996 nucleotides long. RefSeq lists its product as uncharacterized. Bases 1 to 996 code for a protein of 331 amino acids. The record is from RefSeq and is a predicted model, not a curated record. The transcript has a single exon. NCBI's taxonomy places the organism in Eukaryota, Fungi, Ascomycota, Eurotiomycetes, Chaetothyriales, Cyphellophoraceae.
AUGUCUUCCACCCCCGACAUGCCGUCUACCAAAGGUGGCCAAGUACCUACGACAUGUCCAGACCCGGCUACCAGACAGCAGCCCACCAACUUAUCUAGCUCUCUCGGCAACAGCCUAUCGGUGUCAGAGAACCCGAAGAAUAAGAAGCGCAAGUCUAUGGUUGAUGACGAAGAAGAAACAGAAGUCAUAAGCGAAGACGAAAGCCCAAUGAAGCGCAACAAGAACUGUCUUCAGACUGGCCUUGUCUCUGAAUCUACGCCAGCUAGCAACGAUCUGAGCGAGAUCGCAAGGAACGGCGUGCGCCGGGCGUUUAUAGAGGGAUGCCUACCAACGAUCCUCAUGAAUGGACCACGGAUAGUAAUUGACAACACCAACAGCGCCGCACCCGACGAUGGCCCGCAUGUGAGGCCUUUCUGGACAGCAACUUACUGCCUAACAGGCCAAACCUCCAUGCUUACGCCUGGCUCUCGCUGCGGAUUCGGCAUCGUCUAUCAGAGCCUUAACGGAAACGACAACGACAACGACAACACGUGGUGGCAAGAUUCCUUUGUCGACCGCUCUCCAGGACCCGCCUCAUCCGUUCAAGCCUCAAUUCUAGCGAUCCUGAACGCCCUCAGGAUCGCACUGGACCAGUGCGAACGCGCCUCCGAUCCGGACGAACCACGAUCGACCCGUUUGACCAUGCCAGAGACUAUAACAAUCUUCGCGGAAAGCGCGACAGCGCUCGCGCGCAUAGACGCGGCCUGGCACGACCCUUCCAUGCACUUUUUGGGGAGAGCUUCGUAUCUCAGGGGCCUAGUACAGACAAUCAGAUCGCUCGGUGCACUUGGUGUCAAGGUCCAGCUGUGUACGUCGCUCGGCACUCGAGAAGAUCCCCGGCAUCGAUGGGCUCGCAGGGCCGCGCGAAAGGCUCUUCAACCAGACUCGUGGACGGAAAGCGCUACGAAUGCGUCCGUGCAACGUGUAUGCCGCAGGAGUCGCAGAGCCGAGCGGUAG